Cladocopium goreaui is the source of this 961-nucleotide messenger RNA. The record is from the annotation of a GenBank genome assembly. Lineage: Eukaryota; Dinophyceae; Suessiales; Symbiodiniaceae.
AUGGGCCGCAGCAACGUGUUUCUCACCGAGAUUGAACACGAGUUGGCGAUCUGCUACAACGACAUGUCGUGCUUGGAGAACAUGCACUGCAGCAAGCUCUUCCAGAUUUUAGCGAAGCACGAGUGCAACUUGUUCUCCGAGUUAAACGAGGUCAUCUAUAGCCACAUCCGGCACAUCAUCGUGGACUCCAUCAUCGCCACAGACUUUGCGCAACACGGCGGCAUGGUCAAGGAGUUUGAGUCAAUGUAUGGUGUGAAUGCGGAGCUCUUUGACACCGCAGAUGAAAUGUACAUGAAUACAGAGGAAUUUCCUCCGCGUGAACUCAUGGAGUACUUCAAAACCCCAGAUGUGAAAAAGACACUCAGGACGGUGCUCCUGCAUUUCGCGGACAUCUCCAAUCCCAUGAAGCCUUUCCCGGUGGCCGAACGCUGGGCCGAGCUGGUUCUCAAAGAGUUCGCACUGCAGGGAGAGGAAGAGAAGGCACUUGGGAUUCCCGUGGGGCCGCUGAACGACAAGAAGACGGUGAGUCUGCCACUGUCACAGAUUGGAUUUAUCGAGUUCGUGGUGGCCCCCCUCGCCCUAGCGAUGGCCCGAGUGCUGCCUCCGGUGUGGUUCACCAAUCAGAUGAUCAUCGACAACGCCAACAUCUGGAUGGAUAAGUGGAUUGAAGAUACGCUGCUGAAACCGAGCCUCGAAGAACAGGUUCAGGUGCGCGAGAGGAUUCACAGGAUGGUGCAGAAGACCGAGCAGCGGGGCUUUACCGCCACUCUGGCGCAGAUGGAGAACUGAGGUCUGCGUUGGUGAAAUUCCCGUGAUGCCAAUGCAUUUGAAUCGACAUGGUCUGGUUUGGGCGACUUAACGAAGAGCUUUUCGGCUGUGCAAAAACCCGACAUCAGGUGACAAAUGAAGAUUCAAGGACCCAGACAUGGCGGACUUCCGGCAAAGCGUUUUUUUUGCUUCG